GCCCAACUGGCUGCCAACGCGACUUUUUCACAGAGCAAAGAGAACAUUUCUACCCAAUGAGGAUGGUUGGGGGCGGGGCGUUACCAUGGCAAUUAGCCGUUCGGUUGGUCUUACUAGGAAGAGGCUGACCAGUGUAAAGUGCAUGACAUCUGUAAACAGACUCCAGUCUUUUCGAAUUGUCUCCAGGGUUGGAUGAAUUAUAGCCAACGUUAAAAAAAAUAAUAACUGAAAAGGUGUACACUGUCAAAAUGUUGUGGAGUAAUGCCUUCUGCCAAUACACUGUGCUCCUCCUGAGCCGGUGGUUCUGUGUGGAAGCAGUGCCCAUCGUUGUGGACAAGACUGAAGUGGAAACCCCAGAGGAGAAACUGGAGGCACCACAAAGUGUAGACACCGGGCUUCACUAUGACCGCUACCUCAGGGAAGUCAUUGAUUUCCUGGAGAAGGACCAGCAUUUCAGAGAGAAGCUCCACAAUACAGACAUGGAGGACAUUAAGCAAGGCAAGCUGGCCAAAGAGCUGGACUUUGUCGGCCAUCAAGUGAGGACCAAACUGGACGAGCUGAAGAGGCAGGAGGUGAACAGACUAAGGACGCUCAUCAAAGCCAAACAAGACGCUGAGGGAGGGCAUGAAAUGAACCACAAGGCGCUGCUCAAGCAGUUUGAGUACAUGAACCACAUGAACCCACACACCUUUGAAGUGGAGGACCUGGAUAAGCUUAUUCAAUCGGCUACUAAUGACUUGGAGAACUAUGACCAGAAGCGUCACGAGGAGUUUAAGAGGUACGAGAUGAUGAAGGAGCACGAGAGGAAGGAGCACUUGAAGAACCUCGACGAGGAGCAUCGCAAAGACGAGGAGCAGCACUAUGAAGAGCUGAGGAAGAAACACGCAGACCAUCCUAAAGUCAACCACCCUGGCAGUCAGGACCAGCUGAAAGAGGUCUGGAAGGAGUCAGAUGGUUUGGACCCAAAUGACUUUGACCCCAAGACCUUCUUCAAACUCCAUGACACCAAUGGAGACAGCUACAUCGAUGAGCAGGAGCUUGAAGCCCUGUUCACUAAAGAGCUGGAGAAGAUGUACAGACCCAAUCUAGAUGAGGAUGACAUGACAGAGAUGGAGGAGGAGAGACUGCGCAUGAGGGAACAUGUCAUGAAUGAGGUAGACACCAACAAGGACAGACUGGUCUCCCUGGAGGAGUUCCUGAUGUCCACAAACAAGAAAGAGUUCUUAGAGCCAGACAGCUGGGAGACUCUGGAGCAGGCUCCUGCGUACACUGACGAGGAGAUGAAGUUGUUUGAGGAGCAGCUGGCCCAGGAGGAGAGCAACCUCAACCAGAAGAACUCAGAUCUGCAGAAACAGAAGGAGGAGCUGGAGAGGCAGCAGGAGAAGCUCAAUGCCCAGAAAGCUGAGCUGCAGCAGGCUGUGGAACACAUGCAGAUAAUAAAAUCGGAAAAAGCAAACGCCGGCAUUGAGGUUAAAGAUGGCGGCGCUACAGUAGCAGUGCCCCCUGGAGGUCAAGCAUUGCCAGUACUACCAGGAGACAGCCUACCUCUACCCCCUGGUCACCAGCAACACUUACCUGCACGCUCUUAGCAGGCCCGGAAGCUUUUUCUGUGUGUUUGCGUGUGUGUGUGUGUAUAUAUAUCUCUCCCAGUGAAUCAGUUUUAGUCUGUUUUAAUGUGUUGUCAGACCUCCGGAUUUCCCAACACACACCCGAAUGAACACAUACAGUCCAACAAUUUCCAGACACUAGCUGAUCCAAAUAGAAUGUAGCCUUUUGAUUUUGACCCACUUCUAGUUAUGGCAUUAUGUAGCUGACAGGAGCACCCAGCACAACCGACAAGACUUGAAAGAAUCUGAACCAGACAUUCUGUGGACAAUCCACUCUUCGUUAUUAGUUCAUUAUAACCUAUUGACAACCACGGCACAGUUCUAGAUGGGAUGUGCUUUGGGAGAAGUGGGAAGAGAUUUUGUUCCUGAAUAUUAGCAGAAUGUGUGCAGUAUUUCAUUUUCUACCUAGUUAGGUAGGCUACCCGGUGGCAUUGCUUCUUUGGAGAAACAUGUUUAAAAUACAUUUGAUUGAAUAGUUUACAGAGGUGGGAAAAUAAAGGUCAAAUUAAUGCCUAUUUUGACAUGCUGUUUGAUAGUAUGUCAACCUCAAGAAGUUCAAAUUUACCUUGAUAAUAAAUAGCCUUGCCGAUUCAUUCCUGACAUUAAUAAUUGCCCAUACACAGAAACUCCUAUUGGCUUCACAUCAAUGGCAAUGAAGGCAUAAAUAGUUAUUUUCAGUAUUACAUUCAUUUUAACUGGAUUUUGUUAAUUAAGAAACUAUUAUGGUACUGUAAUUCAAUAUUGGCCACCUUUUUUUUUUACCUGCCAUAAACUGCCAUUCUUCCUCUUUGAACAAAAACACCCUGUUGAUGUGGACUGUGAAUGUUAUUUAUUCCAUUGUGGUUGAUAAGUAUUGGUAUUUCAUUUAUCUUAGUGGUGACUGUCUGUUUACUGUAUUUGUGUGUGAGUGCUUGUCUUUGUGUGAGAGUAAGUAUGAGGAUCACAGAUUAGGAACAAAAUCCAUGGAUUUGUGGGGUAAUACCAUGGAUAUUCAACAUUAAUACCACAGAUCUAUACUUAAUACCAUGGGUAUUCUACUAUACUUAAUACCAGUGGUGUAAAGUACUUAAGUUUAAAUACUUUAAAGUACUACUUUAGUAGUUUUUUUUUUAUAUCUUUACUCUACUUUUUUUUUUUUUUUUUUACAACUGUUACUUCACUACAUUCCUAAAGAAAAUAAUGUACUUUUUACUCUAUACGUUUUCCUGACACCCAAAAGUACUCAUUACAUUUUGAAUGCUUAGCAGGACAGGAACAUGAUCCAAUUCACAGACUUAUCAAGAGAACAUCCCUGGUCAUCCCUACUGCCUGAUCUGGCGGACUCACUAAACACAAAUGCUUCAUUUGUAAAUUGUGUCUGAGUGUUGGCGCGGAUAUCCAUAAAUUAAAAUAAAAAAAAAAGUAAAACGU
Molecule: messenger RNA, 3017 nt
Organism: Oncorhynchus masou masou (cherry salmon)
Lineage: Eukaryota; Metazoa; Chordata; Actinopteri; Salmoniformes; Salmonidae
Product: nucleobindin-2-like
Exons: 13
Coding region: 249-1589 (446 amino acids)
Cellular component (GO): extracellular exosome; endoplasmic reticulum-Golgi intermediate compartment
Molecular function (GO): calcium ion binding
Source: RefSeq, a predicted model, not a curated record